This is a messenger RNA of Plasmodium reichenowi, 3150 nucleotides long. RefSeq lists its product as hypothetical. The coding region runs from base 1 to 3150 and encodes 1049 amino acids. The transcript has a single exon. Lineage: Eukaryota; Apicomplexa; Aconoidasida; Haemosporida; Plasmodiidae. The record is from RefSeq and is a predicted model, not a curated record.
AUGACAAAAUGCAAAAAUGAAUUGAGAAUUUUGAAAGAUUCCAUAAAAAAAAAAAUUGAUGUAUACAAAUACAAUGAAAAGAAUGAUUUUUAUAUAAAGUAUAAAAGCCUAAUACACCGAUGUGACAAACAAAUAGAUAUAGAACGAAUUCGUUUAGGAAGUUAUUUAUUUAAGAAAGAUGAAGCAUAUAUGAAUGAAAAAGAUAUAAACAAAUUAUUGAAUAAAAUUAUAAAAAAGAAAAUAGCACAUGAAUAUAUUUGGAAUAGAAUAAAAAAUAUGAUUUUUAAAUUUAAUUUAGUUAAUGUAGAUAAUAAAAAUAUUACUUCUUUGUCCACAAAUUCUUCUUCAUCUCUUACUUACAUUAUGAACAAUAAAAAAAAUAUUUUCUUUUAUAACAAAUGUUAUGAUCAUAUUAAUGUAUAUUUAUUAUCUAUUGCUUUACAAGUUAUUAAUAAAAGAAAUAGCACCUUUUUUAAUUUUCUAUAUUCAUAUAUUAAUGCUUUUUUUGCAAAUAUGGAACCAAGACAUUUUCUACAUAUCUUCUAUAUUUUAGUAAAAAAUACAUAUCGUGAUUUAAAUAAAUUAUUAAAUAAUAAUCAUACAAAUAAACAUGACAAUCAUAAUAGUACUAUUCAUAUCGAGGAAUGUCAACUAUCUAAUAUAAACCAUACCCUUUUUGUCAAACAAAAAUAUGCCCAUCAUAUUUAUUAUUCGCAAAAAAAUUUUAUUGAACUUUUAACCAAGUAUUGUAUUGAUAAAAUUAACUAUUUCUCUUUUAAUGAUAUUGGUUUGAUUUGUGACGCUCUCACCUACUUCUCCUUGAAACAAAACCCUUUCGUAGAAUACUGGAAUGAAUUCCUCCUGUACAUUUUCGACAUACAUAAUAAAGUCAAUCAAAAAAAUAUGCCAUAUGCUCAAAAGGGAGAAGAUAAAAUAUAUGAACGUGAAAAAAAUAGCAUAAAUGAAAAAUAUGAACGUGAAAAAAAUAGCAUAAAUGAAAAAUAUGAACGUGAAAAAAAUAGCAUAAAUGAAAUAUAUGAACGUGAAAAAAAUAGCAUAAAUGAAAUAUAUGAACAUGAAAAAAAUAGCAUAAAUGAAAAAUAUUCACGUGAAAAAAAUAGCAUAAAUGAAAAAUAUUCACGUGAACAAAAUAGCCAAAAUGAAAAAUAUUCACGUGAACAAAAUAGCCAAAAUGAAAAAUAUUCACAUGAACAAAAUAGCCAAAAUGAAAAAUAUCCACAUGAACAAAAUAGUCAGAAAAUAAAAAAAAAUUCUUUUUUUUCGGAUAACCCUUCGGAAAAAAAACAUGAACCUUCAGAAUCCUUUAUAAAGAGAAAAAUGAAAGCCUUUAAAAAAAUAGACCAUUCCUUUAUUGACUAUGAUAAAUAUAUAGAAUUGAAUGGAAAAAACAUUUUGAGUAUCCUUAAAUAUAUUGUGAGUUAUUAUGAGGUAUAUCCUUGUAUAAAAAAAGUUGCAAAUAGAAUUAGCAUAAUUUUGGUAAAUCGAGCCAUGGAUUUAACUCUCCAUGAAUGUUCAGAAAUUUUAUAUCACUUAAAUCGUUUGAGUGAGUUAGACCAAAUAAUGUUGAAAGAUAAAAUAAGUAUAUAUGAGUAUCAGCUAAAGGACACCUUUUUAACAACGUAUGAUAUAGGUUGUUUAUUAAAAAUAGCUCAAGUGUUGAAUGAACAAAAUUAUUAUGAUAACAUUCCAUUUUUGCAUAUAUUUUUAUAUAACAUACAUAAAUUUUCGUUAGAAAACGCCUCUCUUUUGUUUGAUUUAAUUUGUAAAAAUUAUGAGAAUGAAUAUAUGAGGGAUACAAUAGUAGAAGAAGUUGGUGGUGAGGUAUAUCAAAAGAAAAAAGGAAAUUCUUUUAGAAAUAACUAUAAUGAUAAAUUAUUUAUGAAUAAUAAAAGUUUGUUAAAAGGAUUAUGCACUUUGCUAAUAUCAUAUGAAGAUAUAAUAAGAAAUAUGUCUUACAAGGAAAUGUUUUUUUUAUGUGAAAUUUUAAAUAAAGAGAAAUUGUUUGUGCACACAUCUAUUUUGGGAUAUAUAUCUAAUCGUUUAUGUUCCGAUAUAGAAAAAUAUAGGUGUUCAUUAUUGAAUUUUCCUUCUUAUGUUGACUAUAUAAUGUUUAUAGCAAUUUUUAUAUAUAAUAAUAAAUAUAAUGAUGAUAAGUUGUUAAAUAAUAUAUAUUCUAUAUUUUUAUGUAAUAAUACAGAUUAUAUGUUGAGCUAUAGAAAUAGGAUAAAAAACAAAAUAAUAUAUCAUUAUUGUUUUUAUUUAUUAUGUAUCCAAAAGGAUAUGAGAAAAUGUGUCCCAUACUUAAAUUUUAUAUUGAAAAGUGUGUCCUUAUUUGAGCCUAUGAUGUUAUACUAUAUAAUUUUAAUAUAUUUUUAUAAGAGUGCAAAAAAUAAGUACAAGCAUUUAUUCAAUAGAAAACAUAUAAAAAUGAAAAAAAGAAUACAUUAUAUAAGCUUUUCAAAUAGCAAGGAUAUCAUAAGAAGUAAUAUAAAUAUGAAUCAUCCAUAUAGUUUAUAUAAACCAGUUAACGUAUUUAAUCAACAAGAAUUUGAUGAAGAAUUGCUUAGAUUGUUUUUGCCUAUGUGGAAUGUAAUGUUACCAAGGAGAGGAAGAAAAAUGUUAGAUUUUUUAAUUAUGUUGAAUAAAUUUUAUGAUAAUAUAAAUGUACGACAUUAUUUAUUUAACAAAAGGGUUAUAAGAAAAGUAGAGAGAUAUAUUAAUUUGGUUCAUGAGAAAAAUAAAAUAAAUAAAAUAAAUAAGACAAACACAAAUAUUAAAUUUGAAGAAAAUAUGGAUUAUGAUAAAUAUUCUAGUUGUGUGAAAAAUUCUGGAUUCAUAAUUCUUUGUGAUGAUCCAAUUAUCAAAGAACCAGUUCUUUUCGAUAUUCACAAAUUACAACUUAUAAAAAUAGAACGAAAUAAUAUUUCGAAAAAUCAAAUGUACACAAAUGAUUGCAACAAAGAAAAGAAAAUAAAGGAAAGUAUAAAUUAUUUAUUAAAUGACUAUAAGUAUAAGAAAGAUAUUAUAAUUAAAAAAAGUAGCACAAAAUAUUCGAAGCCUGCAAAAUAUUUUGAGAACUAUAAAAGGGGAACCUCAGUCCAGCAGUUUCUGUCCAUAUAUGAUGAUUGA